This is a messenger RNA of Schizosaccharomyces japonicus yFS275, 1444 nucleotides long. Its product is annotated as phospholipid scramblase. The record is from RefSeq and is a predicted model, not a curated record. Gene Ontology annotation, molecular function: phospholipid scramblase activity. Bases 35 to 1219 code for a protein of 394 amino acids. Lineage: Eukaryota; Fungi; Ascomycota; Schizosaccharomycetes; Schizosaccharomycetales; Schizosaccharomycetaceae. Gene Ontology annotation, biological process: plasma membrane phospholipid scrambling. The transcript has a single exon.
CCCUCUCAAAUACCAUAUACGCGUACGGCAAGAAAUGGCAAUUGCUCGUUUACAUGCGCCAAUUUUGUGGCAGACGGCACAUAUUUUACGUCCAUUAAUAAGAACAGUUUAUGGAGUCUGUCCAUCUCGGUCUAUGAGCACGAAUGGAGCAAGUUGCUUGGAUACUACAGGAUCUGUUGUUCAAAGCGAACGGGCGGCUCGUUCUCAAAAUGGUUGUAUACCAGAAGGUUCCCCGGCUUCUGUUCUUCUUUCUCAUGAUACAUUGAUUGUCGAAAGACAAAUAGAGAUGUUAAAUGUUUUCAUGGGAUAUGAACAAGCAAAUCGAUACGUUAUAUUCAAUCAGCGUGCACAUCCCGUUGGUUAUAUCGCUGAACAGGGAGGAAAUUCCUUAAUUUCUGGUAUUUCACGUCAGUUAUUUCAUACACAUCGUGCGUUCACAGCCGAUGUUUUGGACUUACAAGGGCAACUUGUCCUACAGUUACAAAGACCCUUUUCCUGGAUAAAUUCUCGAUUGUUGGUGAAUUCCAUAGACGGAUCUAAUGGUGGAGUUAAGAAUGUUGGAUCUGUGAUUCAAAAUUGGCAUCUGUUUAGAAGAAAGUACGGCCUUUUCAUCAAUAAUGGUCAAGAAUAUACCCAAUUCUCACAGAUUGACGAACCCUUCCUCAGUUGGAACUUUGCCUUGAAGAAUGAAGAUAAUAAGAUGCUGGGAAGUGUUUCACGCAAUUUUAUGGGCCUGCCAAGAGAAAUGUUUACAGAUACUGGAAGUUAUGUUCUUCGAUUUUCUUCUCCCACUGCUGCAGAUGGAAACGUUGAAAACAAUCAGUUUUUACAGACUUCUGAAGGUUGCAAGGAAGACAUCUGUCCUAGAGAAAUGUCUUUAGAAGAACGUGCUGUGAUGCUUGGUAGCGCUGUAACCAUAGAUUUUGAUUACUUCUCACGCACUCGUCACGGAGCCUCAGUGGGUUUUGCGGUCCCAUUUAUGCAUUCAUCGUCUAUGGGCCCUACUUCAACACAUGUCCCACCGACUGAAGAUACUGAUGCACAGAAAAUUCUCCGCGAUGAUGAUGGCUCACAAACCAAACAAUCAUCACGCUCUUCUUUUGAUGACGGCCAGACAUUUACCCACUCUGAUUCGCCGUUUAUGAGCGAUGAGGAAGUGGAAACAUCAAAUGAUUUUUGGGAUAUAUUCGACAAUGACGGUUUUGGAACUGAUGACUAAAAAAACUACAGGCUAUUUUUGUUUAACUCGUUUUUAUUAUCUUCUUUUAUACUGAUAAAGUUUCUUAACUAGCACUUUUCAUGAAAAUUUAUGACAAAAUAGGAUAUGUUCUUCCCUCAUAGAACCAAUACACUCAACAUAGAAUUACACGAUUUAUGAGAAGCUUCACCGACUGUGAAAAUUAAUUUGUAAAGUUUAUUAUGAACAUAAGGUAAAAGAUAGUGC